UCUCUCUCUGUUUAUUUUGAUUUAAUUUAUCAUCGUUUAAUUUAGCAGACGGUUUAUCCAAGACUUACAGGUGAGGCUGAAUCUUACACAUUCUUCAGAACAACCUCACCCACUGUAUAGCAGCUGAUUCACAAACCAGUAGCUACUAUUUAAUAACUAUCUAUUUAAAUGAUUAUUAUUGAAGUAUUAUUCAAUGAACAUUUUACAUUGCAUCAAGCACCGGUGAGUCCCUCUAAUAGCUGUCGCUUUGUUUGUGAUGACGACCAAGAGAAAAGCCCAGCUUUACUUUCAACAAGACAUCAGGACAUCCUACCACACUAACACCAAACAAAGCCUGCAAUGGAGGCAACUGGCCAGCGAAGAGCCAUUUUGGAGCGAACCUAGCCAGCCUUGAUCCAGUUGUUCUGGGAUAACAGGUUGGGAUAACAUGUACCACCCCGUCGGGAGUAAAACACGCCCUGAAACCAAUUGGCAUUGCUUUAAAACACUAAGCACAAGGAAAUCUCAAACCAGAGGUCGGCUAAUAGAUUUCGAACUGGCGUGUCUGUCGAUACCUGAGGGCACCUUAACCCCUAAACCUCCUGUUACGGUUAGCGGUGCAGGCAGGCAGGUAGGACCCAGAUGCAGACGGUUUAGGGAGAACAUUACUUUAUUUCUGCCAAAAGGCUAAGGCAAGGAGCAAGGAGCAAGGAGCAAAGAGCAAGGAGCAAGGAGCAAGGAGCAAGGAGCAAGGAACAAGGAGCAAGGGAAGACAGGUGACAACAGAGAACACGCAGGACGAACUAACCACAAUGACAGCACGAGGAACAAAGGAAAGACAAGGGCUUUAGUAACAAACACAAGACACGCAACGAGGAACAGCUGAGACACAUUAGGGGAGGGAGCAGUAAUCAACACAGGAGGGAAACACACCAAAACACGACACAGACCACAGACACCUUCUGCUCAUUAACUCAUCGGGAGUGGGUCUGGAUGAAGGCGUCAGCUAAAUGACUAAAUUGUGAACCAUGACUAGCGACAGUUUAACUAAUGUAUACUUAUGCCAACACAGGGUCGAUGGAUGGCAGCAUGCUCCAGAUGCAUCCCUCAUGCCCAGGGGGGGUGAAGGGUGAAGCACAGGGGUGGAACCCCAGAUGUUCUGACCACACUCUGGUGUUCCUGUGUGAGUUCCGACCGUCGCCAGGCACCCCUCCUGCCGCCGACCUCGACCACACCGCAGGGACUCAGUCCGGUCCAGUGUUUGGGCGGUCCGGCCCGGAGUUUGUGGAAGUUACAGUCCCUGCCCAGUGUAGCAUUCAGCAGCUGAGGUUCAGACUCUGUUUGAAGGCGCAAGAGCAGAGCUGUCACCCUAACCUCCUGGGCCUCCUGGACCCCGAGCAGUACCUCCUGCUGUACGCCCGUGGGCAGGAGUGGUACGAGAUGUACGACGACUGCCAGGUUCUCCGGACCCUGGACGUCCCAUGGAGCCGCCACGCAGACGGGCGCCUGGCGGCGACGAUCGCGGUGACGCCCGUGGCGGCGGCCGACGAUGGCGAACGGCAGCGGCAGCAGGCCCUCCUGGCCACCCUGAUUGGCCACGACCUGGACCGGGAGGCGACCAAUCGGCUCGGAGAGCUCAUGGUCACCCGGAGGAAGCUGGCGUCUCCACGGCGACAAGAGCUGAAGUUGCGCGACGACGUGGUUUAUGCCACAGAGCCCUGGACCACGACCGCCCCGCUGCCAAGAGACCUGCAGCCCCACGGGGACAGGAGCCUGAAGAUCACACUGCACUACCUGCAGAAGCUCAGCUUCAGCAUGGACGUGAAUCCCUCCAUCACACCCCAGCUUCUCCUGGAGCUUUGUAACAAGGUGACGGCCGACCAGGGCUUGGAGUGCUGGCCCUCAGACAGCCUGGUUCUAAAGGUGACCGGCCGGGAGGAGUUCUUAUCAGGAGACUUCCGACUCCUGGAUUUCCUUUGGGUCAGGAAGUGCCUGAAGAGCAGCCAAGACCUGCACCUGUCGGUCCUCUCCGUGGCCCAGCUCCCACUGGAGGCUGUGCGGCUGACUGACUGGCCCCUGGUGGACAGCUUCACGGGCCAUUCCAGCUCCCACGACGACCUCCGCCUGGAGGGAAAGGACUUGGACGACAUAUUCAUGAUCUCCUUGUGGGACUGCGACAGGAAGUUCAGGUUCAAACUCACUGGCAUUGACAUCCCAAAGCUUCCGGCUAAAGCCCCUCCGUCCGUCUGCGUAGAGGCCUCCAUCAUUUACGGCAACAAGGUCCUCCUGUCCGUUGCCUCGACGACGAAGUCCUUUGCAGACGAAGUGCUGUGGAACGAGUGGUUGGAGUUCAGUGUCCUGCUCAGUGAUCUGCCUCGCGGUGCUAAACUGGGGCUGACCGUGAAUGCCUGUAGUAACGAAACCGCCUCAGAAAAACCGGAGAAGGGCAAGGGCGGGACGCUGUUCUUCGUCAACCUCCUCCUCAUCGACCACAGGUCACUCCUGAGCCAGGGACCGUACACCCUCCACAUGUGGCCCUACCUCGGCCAGGAGGGGGAGGUGGUCACCUACCAGGCGGACCGCCUCUCCUCCGCCACCAACCCGGACGUCACCCACUCCAUGGCCAUCAGCCUGCUGCUGGACCGCUACAGCUUCCCCGUGGUGCUCCCCAACGGUGCCGCAUCCCCUGAGUCUCGCUGGCCCCCGGCUGAAGCCAGACCAGCCCCGGCGUCCCCUCUGUGUGGGACAGUAUCCCCUGUAUUCAGGCCUGGGUCUGCUGGUCUGGAGAGCGUCCAGACCUCUGAAGAAAGCACUCCCUCUGGAUCUCCGGUGUCUUUGGAAUCCAGAACAGGAGAACCAACGAUUUCCGGGGACUUUCCGGACAAUUUCCUUCCUCGGCUGCCGGUCUCUCCCGAGACCCCGCCAGUCGCGGAAGAGAUUAAUAGGACGUCCUAUCUCCAUAGGUCUACCGCCUCUCUUUCCUCUUUCUGUCCAUCCUCGACCUCUGACGCUGCCUCACGCAUAACUACUACGACUGCUCCUGGUUGUACUAUUUAUACUGCUCCAGUUUCUACUAGUUCUACUGCUCCAGUUUCUACUAGUUCUACUACUCCUGGUUCUACUAGUUCCCCUGCUUCUUCCCAACACUCGGUCAGAACUCCUCAGAGCCCCACGGCGGAUUUGCCAGGUGUCGCCGCUAACGCCCCGACUGCUUCGAUUGGUUCAGACAAAGCCCACCUCAAGAGGUUCGGGAAGGAGCAGAGUGUUCACUAUACGGCCAACCUGCCGACCUUCCUGCGCAGCGUCGAUUGGCUGAAGAGGAACGCGGUGGAGGAUGUCCAUUGGCUGCUGGAGCACUUGGAACCCGAGGAGCUGGACCUAUCGGUGGCUCUGGAGCUGCUGAGUUUUGACUCCAUCGACGAGAGCGUGAGACGGCUCGUUGUGCAGAGGUUGGAGAGCCUGUCCAACGAUGAAGUACUCAUGUAUCUGCUGCAGCUAGUGCAAACCCUGAAGGUGGAACCGUACCACGACAGUUUCCUGGCCUGCUUCCUUCUCCAGAGAGCCCUCCGGAGCAAGAGGAUCGGACACUUCUUCUUCUGGUACAUGCGCAGCGAGGUGGCUGCCUGCCCCUACUUCCGCCAGCGGAUGGCGCUGGUGCUGGAAGCCUACCUGCUGGGCUGUGGACAGGCCAUGCUGGACGGCUUCUCCCUGCAGGUGCAGGCAGCCCAGGCCCUGCAGCAGGUGGCCCUGCAGGUCAAGGAGAUGUUCCCUGACAAGACGGACCUGCCCCCCACCGCUGCUUUGCAGGUCCAGGGGCUCCUGGAGAGGAGCGACCUGCCCAAGGAGUUCCUGGUGCCCUUUGACCCCCGGGUCAAAGCAGGAGCCAUCCUGCUGAAGAGCUGCAAGGUGAUGGCGUCCAAGAAGAAGCCCCUGUGGCUGGAGUUCCAGCCCAUGCCGUCCCCCUCCCCCACCCCCCCGCUGGGCAUCCUCUUCAAGGAGGGAGACGACCUCCGCCAGGACAUGCUGGUCCUCCAGACGCUGGUGGUGAUGGACUCCAUCUGGCAGGAGAAGUCCCUGGACCUGAACCUGGUGCCUUACGGCUGCAUCGCCACCGGCCACAACAUAGGGAUGAUCGAGAUCGUGAGGAAGGCCGUCACCAUCGCGGCCGUGCAGCGCAGCGAGGGCGGCACACACGGCGCGUUCAAGAACGACGCCAUUUUCAACUGGCUCCGCGGUAAAUGUCCGCUGCAGGAGAUCCACUUCAGGGCCAUGGACAUGUUUGUGACGUCGUGUGCUGGUUACUGCGUGGCGACCUACGUCCUGGGGAUAGGAGACCGCCACAACGACAACAUCAUGAUCACCAACCAGGGUAACCUGUUCCACAUCGACUUCGGUCACAUCCUGGGCAACAGGAAGUCCUUCCUGGGCGUGAGGAGGGAGCGGGUGCCCUUCGUCCUCACGCCGGACUUCCUGUAUGUCAUUGGCGGGGUGAAAGGUCGCGACAGCCUCUGCAUCCAGCGGUUCAAGGACAUCUGUACGGAGGCCUACCUGUCUCUGCACUCCCAGUCCCGCCUGCUGGUCACGCUCUUCUCCCUGAUGCUGCUGACGGGCAUCCCCGAGCUCAGCGCCGCUGACGACAUGCGCUACCUCCGGGAGGCGCUGCAGCAGGAGAGCAGCGAGGAGCACGCACGCGACCACUUCCUGCAGCAGAUCGCCACCUGUGAGAACCUGGGCUGGACUGUGCAGGCCAACUGGUGGAUCCACAUGCUGGUCGGCAUCAAGUAGAGAGCAUCUAGUAGCCCAACUAGACAUCUAGUAGCCCAACUAGACAUAUAGUAGCCCAACUAGAAAUCUAGUAGCCAAACUAGACAUAUAGUAGCCCAACUAAACAUCUAGUAGCCCAACUGGACAUAUAAUAGCCCAUGUUGACAUCUAGUUGCCAAACUAAGCAUCUAGUAGACCAACUAGAUAUCUAGUAGCCUAUCUAAGCAUCUAGUAGCCCAACUAGACAUCUAGUAAUCCAACGAGACAUCUAGUAGCCAAACUAAAUAUCUAGUAGCCCAACUAAACAUCUAGUAGCCCAACUAGACAUCUAGUAGACCAACUAGAUAUCUAGUAGCCCAUCUAAGCAUCUAGUAGCCCAACUAGACAUCUAGUAGACCAACUAGAUAUCUUGUAGCCCAUCUAAGCAUCUAGUGGCCAAACUAAACAUCUAGUAGCCCAACUAGACAUCUAGCAGCCCAACUAGACAUCUAGUAGCCCAACGAGACAUCUAGUAGCCCAUGUUGACAUCUAGUAGCCUAACUAAAUAUCAUGUAGUUGUCCAUUCAGACAUCUAGUGGACUAUCGAAGAGAUCUAGCAGCCAAUCAACUACCAAACUGUCUUUGUUGUACACGUGAAAUCUACGUUAGAAUAGAAAUGUGUUAAUAAUGUAUAAUAUUAAACUUUUUAAGUGCCUGACAAUAGUGAGUGUCUACGUUUAUAGCCUGC
Gadus chalcogrammus (walleye pollock) is the source of this 5470-nucleotide messenger RNA. RefSeq names its product phosphatidylinositol 4,5-bisphosphate 3-kinase catalytic subunit gamma isoform. Bases 1030 to 4764 code for a protein of 1244 amino acids. The record is from RefSeq and is a predicted model, not a curated record. NCBI's taxonomy places the organism in Eukaryota, Metazoa, Chordata, Actinopteri, Gadiformes, Gadidae. Gene Ontology annotation, molecular function: 1-phosphatidylinositol-3-kinase activity; 1-phosphatidylinositol-4-phosphate 3-kinase activity. Gene Ontology annotation, biological process: phosphatidylinositol-mediated signaling; phosphatidylinositol 3-kinase/protein kinase B signal transduction; phosphatidylinositol-3-phosphate biosynthetic process. Gene Ontology annotation, cellular component: plasma membrane; phosphatidylinositol 3-kinase complex, class IA; cytoplasm. The transcript is spliced from 12 exons.